ACCAAUAGAUAAUAACACACGCUGCCUUUCCUUAUGCGCAUUGCGCACCCCACUCGCUCUCUCAUAUCUGCUGCUCAUCACAACAAUCUUCUUCAUUUUUUUCCAAGAAAGCCGACUGUUUCUCUUCUCUACUACUCACUUCACCUGAAUCCGAGUCCAAGUCCACUCAUUGUCCGAGUUCGGAAGACUAGCGCUGUGAGCAACAUGUCGACGAUCUCGGCCGAAGAUGACGCGAAGUUCGGGUUCUCGCGGGAGGAAAUGUACAGGGCCAACUUGGCGGGGACCGUGGAUUCCUACGACCGCCACGUGUUCCUCUCUUACAAAGGACCAGAUGCGUGGCUCCCGCGUGUCGAGGAGUCCGAAGUCGAUCCCCUCCCUAAACUGCUUUCCUCCGCUAUCAAAGCUCGCAAAAACGACAUCACCGUCAAGACAAAGGUUACGAUAUGUGGAGGAGGCGAAGGGAGUGACGGAGAUUUGUUGAUUUUCCCGGAAAUGGUCAAAUACAAGGGUUUGAAGGACUCAGAUGUAGAAAGCUUUGUUGAUGAUGUUCUUGUCAAUGGGAAACCAUGGGCUUCUGGAGUGCAGGAGACAUUGACUGGAUCAUAUGUGUUUGUAUGUGCUCAUGGUAGUCGAGAUAAGAGAUGUGGUGUUUGUGGCCCGGCUCUAAUUGAAAAGCUUAAUGAGGAGAUUGAGACGCGAGGACUGAAGGAUCAGAUCUUUGUCAGUCCAUGCUCCCAUAUUGGAGGCCACAAGUAUGCUGGAAACUUGAUCAUCUAUAGUCCUGAUUCAGAAGGGAAAAUUAUGGGUCAUUGGUAUGGCUAUGUUACUCCUGAUGAUGUGCCUGCAGUGCUUGAUCAACAUAUUGCAAAGGGAGAAAUAAUAGAACGUCUUUGGAGAGGCCAAUUGGGGGCAUCUAAGGAAGAAGGCCAGAAAGUAGAAAAACAGAAGCUUCCAAAUGGCAAAGAAGCGAAGAAAAGCAAGAAACAUGAAGAUAGCAACACUCAGGUCAAGCAAAAUGUGGGUGGUUGUUGCCAGGGUGCCAAUGGCUUUUCAUGCUGCAUGGACGGAAGUGUGGAUGAGAAAGGGACACAAACCAAGGCGCCAAGCAAAUUGUCAAGUUGGAUGGGGUCAUUGGAGCAAAGGGAUGUCUUUACAGCUGCUGCUGUGGUUGGGGCAGUUGCAACCGUUGCGAUUGCUUAUAGUGUUUAUAGAAGAUCAGGCUGAAAAAUGCCAUGUAAUCCAUUUAGAACUAUGUGCGAGUGGGUGUGUGUGAACCCAUUGUGUAGGCAACUACAAUAGUUUUGAUGAAAUAAUCCUCCAAAUCACAGUUCAUUAGUAGAAUGAUACAAUAUAUGUUAUUGGGGUGGACUCGAAUAACCUACUUUUAGCAGGUUCAAGGAUGAAGCAUGACUCCAUCCCUUCACUUCUGUUGAUUGCUUCAGAAAUUAGAAUGUUGUUUCUAUAGAUUUUUGGGCAAAUGGUACAUCUUUACACUGGGAUUUAUUACUAUAAUGCUUGUUCAAAUUACUGCUAUGCUGUUGCAACAAAUUUGCUUGUUUUUGUUUCAGA
Messenger RNA from Pistacia vera, 1569 nucleotides. RefSeq names its product altered inheritance of mitochondria protein 32. The record is from RefSeq and is a predicted model, not a curated record. Lineage: Eukaryota; Viridiplantae; Streptophyta; Magnoliopsida; Sapindales; Anacardiaceae. The coding region runs from base 34 to 1224 and encodes 396 amino acids. The transcript is spliced from 5 exons.